Choloepus didactylus (southern two-toed sloth) is the source of this 4674-nucleotide messenger RNA. RefSeq names its product carbohydrate sulfotransferase 15 (gene CHST15). The transcript has 8 exons. The coding region runs from base 628 to 2313 and encodes 561 amino acids. Gene Ontology annotation, biological process: hexose biosynthetic process. NCBI's taxonomy places the organism in Eukaryota, Metazoa, Chordata, Mammalia, Pilosa, Megalonychidae. Gene Ontology annotation, molecular function: N-acetylgalactosamine 4-sulfate 6-O-sulfotransferase activity. The record is from RefSeq and is a predicted model, not a curated record.
GUCACUCCCAAACUUUUCCUCCCUGCGCUCGGGGAGUCAGGUUGACGUGCCCUGGAUGCUGGGCUCCAAGCGCGGGGCUGGGCGCGCUCCCGCGGAGCCGGAGCCGCAGAGGCUCCCGGGCUGGACUCGGGCUUCUCAGGUAAUCUGCCAGUUUUGCAAUUUUGCUCCCAAUGAAGAGGAAGCAUUUCAAGGCACUUGGGAUGGAAAAGAAGAAAUGCUCAGGGUCGUCUCCAUGGAUGGCGUGCCAGUCCAUCCACCAAUGAGACGACGAUGAUAGCACCCAGCCUUUGGUGUGUUUCCCUGAUCUCCAGUGACAAUUCUUCCACUUUACUUCAGGCCAUGGGAAAAACCUGAAGGGCAGGCAGAAUCGCCCCUGAACUUGUGACCUUCCCUUGAUGACAGCGGCUCUCGUAGACGUGACAUUUGGAGAGCACAUCCUUUUGUUAUCUUUUGGAGCCGCACCAAAGUGCUUUGGCUUCUGCUGAGUUUUGUGUUUGUUCUGUUGCUUGUGCCUUCCGACAGUUUAGGUAAUCACAAGCUGUGCUUAAAAUUUCCUAGCACACUUUGCAUGUAUCUGGACCCCUGGGGGCUCGCCCAUGGCCCAUUAAGCCCACAAAGGGCAGUAACAUGAGGCACUGCGUUAACUGCUGCACAGAGUUGUUACCCGACAACACACACACACCGCAGGUCGACUGCCCAGGAAGUCCCCGGCGCAGUCACCAGGCGUGCCCUGCGUGCAAAGGAGAAAACAAAAUUCUGUUUCGCGUGGACAGUAAGCAGAUGAACUUGCUGGCCAUUCUCGAAGUGAGGACAGAAGGGAACGAGAGCUGGGGUGGGUUUCUGCGCUUCAAGAAAGGGAAACGAUGUAGUCUCGUUUUUGGACUGAUAAUAAUGACCUUGGUGAUGGCCUCUUACAUCCUUUCUGGGGCCCACCAAGAGCUCCUCAUCCCAUCGUCUUUCCAUUACGGAGGCUUCCCCAGUAAUCCCAGCUUCAUGGACGGUGAAAACCCAAGUGACAUGAAAGAGCAUCAUCACCAGCCCUCGGCAAAUAAUAUUUCAUAUGUGAAGGAUUAUCCAAGCAUCAAAUUAAUUAUCAACAGCAUUACAGCCAAGAUAGAGUUCACCCCCAGACAGCUCCCAGAUUUAGAAGAUCUCAAGAAGCAGGAGUUGCAUAUGUUCUCAGUAAUCCCCAAGAAAUUUCUUCCAAAUAGCAAGAGCCCCUGCUGGUAUGAGGAGUUCACGGGGAGGAACACCACCGACCCCUACCUCACCAACUCCUACGCGCUCUAUUCCAAGCGCUUCCGCUCCACCUUCGACGUGCUGCGCAAGGCCUUCUGGGGCCACCUGUCGCACGCCCACGGGAAGCACCUGCGCCUGCGCUGCCUGCCGCACUUCUACAUCAUCGGGCAGCCCAAGUGCGGCACCACCGACCUCUACGACCGCCUCCGGCUGCACCCGGAAGUGAAGUUCUCCGCCAUCAAGGAGCCGCACUGGUGGACCCGGAAGCGGUUCGGAAUCGUCCGCCUGCGAGAUGGGCUCCGGGACCGCUACCCCGUGGAGGAUUACCUGGACCUUUUCGACUUGGCCGCCCACCAGAUUCAUCAAGGACUGCAGGCCAGCUCCCGGAAGGAGCAGAGCAAGAUGAAUACAAUCAUUACUGGGGAGGCCAGCGCCUCCACGAUGUGGGAUAACAACGCCUGGGCCUUCUUCUAUGACAACAGCACAGAUGGGGAGCCCCCGUUCCUGAUCCAGGACUUCAUCCACGCCUUCCAGCCUAAUGCAAAACUCAUCGUCAUGCUCAGGGACCCGGUGGAGAGGUUGUACUCAGACUAUCUCUACUUUGCAAGUUCGAAUAAAUCUGCCGAUGACUUCCAUGACAAAGUGACGGAGGCCCUGCAGCUGUUUGAGAACUGCAUGCUCGACUACUCGCUGCGCGCCUGUGUCUACAACACCUCCCUUAACAACGCCAUGCCUGUGAGGCUGCAGGUGGGGCUCUAUGCCGUGUACCUGCUGGACUGGCUGACCGUCUUUAACAAAGAGCAGUUCCUUAUCCUUCGCCUGGAGGACCACGCAUCCAGCGUCAAGUCAACCAUGCACAGGGUCUUCCAGUUCCUGAGCCUGGGGCCCUUAAGUGAGAGGCAAGAAGCCCUGAUGACCAAGAGCCCCGCAUCGAACACGCGGCGUCCUGAGGACCGGAACCUGGGACCCAUGUGGCCCGUCACGCAGAGGGUCCUGCAGGACUUCUACGGCCCUUUCAAUGCCAGGCUGGCACAGGUUCUUGCCGACGAAGCAUUCGCGUGGAAAAAGACUUGAGGCCCGAGUUCCUGCCUCCAGCCCUGCACCGGACGCUUUUUUUGUUCCUAUUAUUCUGCCAUCAUUUUUUCUGGGGGACCGUGGGAUUCAUGGUGUGGAGAAAACUCCAGGAUUCGGGUCACUCUCCCUCCCAAAGCACACAGGAUUUCCUUAUAACCCAUCUCAGAGUUUCCUUUGUGAUGUUAAAGAGCCGAGUAAUUGACUCCUCACUCCUCAGAGCGUCUGUCUGAGGCCACAGGAAUUGCCAAUUCUGCAGUAAUUCAGUUCUGUUCCACAGGAAUGCAUGGGGCUCCUGGGAUGAGGCCAUCCAGCACCCUGCUGGGGGCGGAGGGGAAGCAUCUAGAAGGCAGUGGCCCUGCCUGCCGGCGCGCGAGAACCUGAGUCUGAGCUUCUGCAAUUCCAGGAUCCAAUUAAACAGCUAGAGGUCAUGCCAGGGGCUUGCCAGAACUCAUACUUCACAUUCAGUUUUGAAACACAUCUUUGUUCAGUUCACUUAGACUCAUUUGGGUGGAGGAUGGAGACUCUUUCAUUUUUUUUCCCUUUUACUCUAGAGCUAGCUCUUCUUCAGUCUCUUCAAAUACAAACCCUGUGAACUUCACUAUUUAUGAAAGGAAAGAAAAGCAAGUCAAGUUUCGGUCGUGCGCCCCUCCCAUUCUGUGCUUGUAACCGUUGCCCUUAUGUGUUUAACUUGGAAGAGAAUGCAUUUAAAACCAACCACUUUCUGCAUUUAACUACCUUUAAUUAGUCUCUAGAUGUUUUCUUGAAGUUCCAUUUAUAAUCAGAAGAGAAAUUUUUGCCGUUUAAUGCCAGAAAGAGAAAUUUCAAGGAAUUGAACACUUACUGAAAAAUCUGGGUAACUCAAGCCCUCAUCAGGUGGAUGAGAGAGAACUGGAUGAUUGUAAACGUUUUAGUUCUGGAUGGCUCCAAGCUCCAUUUCUCUGCCUUCCCCUUGGAAUGAGUUUAUUAUCCACAGUCUCCACCAUUAUGUGGCCAAACCUCUUUAGUCAGUUAUUGAACAAUAGCAUUCUUGUAUCUUGAUUCAGAGACACGAUGCAUGAACUUGGGUUGAACGUAUUGUGUUUGGAUUUGGAAGGCACUUGGUAAGAGCUGAGUCUUAAAUGGGAUGUUCCAGAACUUUCUGGGCUGCUUGGCAGCUUGGUUUACCGAAGGAUGUGCUGAAGAUCUUGUCUUUCCUUGGACAUGAUGGGGACAACAGAAGCAAACACUUGUGCCCACUUGACAAACUGCCCCAGGUGGGGGGACCCAGCGAAGCUGUGCACUCAAGUGACAUCACGGGAAGCCUUCUGUGAACCAAAGCUCUCGGGUCAAGGCCAUGUGCACCAGAGUCAGAAAGGACAAAUGUGUGGCAUGUGUGAGACAAAGACUGGGACUUGCAAUGCCGUGAGGAUUUGCACUUCAUUGGCUGUCCAGGCAUAGUGCCCUUGUCUCUCCACCAUCAGAGGUGAGACGUGCAGCCCAUUUGAAGGCAUGCGGAGGGUUGUCUGCCCUGGCAUGUCUGGGCUCUUCCUGCUACUGAAGGAGCAGUGUGUCCUGAUCACCCACUUUCGGGGACAACCCCCCCCCCCCUUGCAGCUGGCCUCGGAGCAGCAGCCAGCAGGGAAGCCUGGCUGGAGCACAAGGGUGCUUUGGGGAGGUAUCACAUCAGCGUGUGUGUAUUUAUUUGCAGCGUGGGGUGUGUGUGCAUGUGUAUGCACAUGUGGGCACAUUUUCUGAGUGGGUUCCCUUGGGUUGUGUUGCUGACGAGCCUCCUCCACUCUGGGUGCAACACUUUCACAGAUUAAUUUCUCUGCCAAUUCAUUUGUCAUCCUAAGUACACAUUUUACUCUUCCACACCUAAUAUAAUUACAACAAGGGAUUUUUCUUAUGCACUGCUAUGCAUGUGAAUAACAUGUAUUGUAAUUCUACUUCUUACAGAAGUAUUACUGAAUUGUAUUAUUUCCAAUAUUAUUUGGUUUAUUAUACAAAUCUUUUUUAUAUACACAGGCCAGACCCUUCUGUGCCAAUCAGUGCCAUCCAGACAUGGUUUCUCUCCAAGGGCCUUCCCCACAGGGUACCCCUGCUGCGUGGCAGUGUCUCCUGGGAGGCCCGGUCCUCACUGGCAGCACAGAUUCCAUUUUGGGCAGUGAUUUCGAGCCUGUCAUCCCAAACCAAAGCGAAACAGAGCAUUUCUUACAACCUGGAAGUGACUUUGGGUUCUCAAAAGCUGUGUUUUGAUUGUGUUAAAUUGUCCUCCCUUCGUCGUGUAAAGUAUGUUAAGCGAAUCACAGUUAUACUGAACUUUUAUUAAUAUUUAACAUAAUAAAAUAUGGAGCCUAUGACUGCUUCUCCUCUCCAACAGAA